AUGGCGGCCCAGACACCAGUUCCUGGAUGUCCCCGCCAUAAAGGAAUGGGGUUUGUUUAUGUGUGUAAAUCGUGUGAGGACGAGUUAAUUUGUAUGGACUGUGUUACAGACAGACACAACGGUCAUAAGAUGGGUAAACUGACUGAUUACGUGGCGGACCAGAAACGGGAAAUACAGCAGUAUGUUGACAAGCUUUCCAGAACCGACAUUCCUAAAAUCAAGGAGGAUAUUCGUGAACAGGAGACGAGCGGUGGAGGAUAUCAGAAAGUUAUCAGUGACAUUAAACGUCAGGGGAAACAGAUGAAAGACAACAUCGAUAACGCCAUUGAGUUGUUAGUGAAGAUGUGUAUCGAGCUAGAGAAACUGAAUAGAAGUGUAUCUGAGAAAAACAAAACUGCACUAACACAACAUCUGAGGGAGGACCUGGAGCCAAAACUGGACAGAUGCCAGCAGGUACUGACAUCCGGUACAACUGUUGACGUCACUACAUUAGCGCGGGAAAUCAGGAAUACCUCAAUUGACCCUCCCUCUCCUCGACGUUUGCAGACAGUGGAGUUCAAACCCGGGACCAUCUCCAUCGAACUUCUGGAACGCAUGCUUGGUAAGGUACUCGUCGACGGAGAAGAUCAGUCGUACAAACCGAUUCCGACACCUGUGGUUCUGUCCGAGUUUACGACGUCGUUUCCUUAUAGAUGUAUGUCAGUACAUGUCUUACUGGAUGACGAGGCAUGGUUAUCGUACUGGACGGAUGAAAGUGUGUACCGGGUUGACUUAAAAGGCAAGUGUGAAGGAGACGAUCGAAGUGUAAGGUCAAAGUCCGAUUCGAUUUCCGUAUCUCCCGACCACGGGCAGGGUGUGGUUCUGUGUCGAUAG
Pecten maximus is the source of this 873-nucleotide messenger RNA. RefSeq lists its product as uncharacterized. Lineage: Eukaryota; Metazoa; Mollusca; Bivalvia; Pectinida; Pectinidae. The transcript has a single exon. Bases 1 to 873 code for a protein of 290 amino acids. Gene Ontology annotation, molecular function: zinc ion binding. The record is from RefSeq and is a predicted model, not a curated record.